GGUCUAUGCGAAGUUGUUACACGUAAUCGAGGUCUGUGUGAACCUGUAUUAAAUUUAUAUUUACGUCUUCUUACUGGUUGUUUAGAGCCGAAUUUUCUGAAGACAUUGAAGCGGUCUAGUGUACAAAACUCACUGAAUUCACUGCCUACACAAAUGAAUCCAUCAAAUGUUGAUUUUAUUCAUAGUCCACCAUUUAUUUUAAAUAAAUUAAUUGAUCAAAAUUCUGUCGGUAAUGAAAUCAUCCAAUAA
This is a messenger RNA of Schistosoma mattheei, 249 nucleotides long. The record is from the annotation of a GenBank genome assembly. Lineage: Eukaryota; Metazoa; Platyhelminthes; Trematoda; Strigeidida; Schistosomatidae.